AUGGGGCACAAUAUAGAGGAGAAAACCUUGUCUGACAAUCCUCAUCCGGAAUCCGGAACGAGAAAUGUCAACGAAAAGCUCGAGGUCAGGCCCCUCCGCUCGUGGAAGGGAUACUUAUGGGACACCUGGGAGCUUCCGCCAGACCAACGAUGGCUGUUGUUCAAGGUGGAUGCCUUUGUCCUUACUUUUGCUUCGAUUGGUUAUUUCCUGAAAAAUCUUGAUUUAAAUAACAUCAACAAUGCCUAUCUCAGUGGAAUGGAAGAAGAUAUGAAGAUGUACGGAAACCAGCUGGUGACAAGCACCUCGAUCUAUACAGCAGGAUAUGUGAUCGGACAAAUUCCUUCCAACCUGCUGUUGACUCGAGUCUCACCGCGAUGGGUCAUUCCGACGCUGGAGGUUGGCUGGGGAAUCGCCACCAUCUGUACAUCGACCGUCAAGUCCUACCAUGCGCUUUAUGGAAUUCGCUUCCUGGUCGGGUUAUUCGAAUCGGGCUUUUACCCCGGGAUUCACUAUCUUCUCGGAUCGUGGUAUACGCCGCGGGAGAUCGGAAAACGCGCAAUGAUCUUCUGGCUUGCGGGCUCCAUUGGUACUUUAUUCAGUGGAUUUCUCCAGGCAGCUGCCUAUACCAACCUGAACGGUGUGAGCGGGCUGGCUGGUUGGCAAUGGCUGUUCAUCAUCGACGGAAUCAUUACACUGCCUCUUGCGCUAGCCGGGUAUAUUUUCUUUCCUAAUCUCCCACAAGACGGGCGGAAGACAUGGUGGAUCACUCAAAAAGAGCAUGUGCUCUCCGUGAAGCGCAUGGAUGCUAUCCAUCGCGCAGGCAAGUCGCCCUGGACGAAGGCUAAGGUCAAGAAAAUGUUCCUCAGCUGGCACAUCUACCUUCUGCCUUUGUUGUACAUCGUCUGGAACAAUGGAUUUCCCCAAGCGGGAAUGGGGUACUGGCUUAAAAGCUUCAAUACAACGCCGGCGCCUGUCCCAGGGACCACCUACACAGUCCCGCAAAUCAACGACUACCCUUUACUUACGACCGGCUUGUUCAUCGUUGUGUCGUUGACUUGGGGCUGGCUAUCCGACGGGCCCUUGCGAGGGGCUCGCUGGCCCUUCAUUUACGCUGGCGCGGUGAUUACGCUUGUCUUCUGCGUGCUCCUGCGGCAGAUGCCUCUUUAUAACAAUAUAACUGGUCGGAUGGCGGUAUAUUGGCUCAGCAACAUCGGGCUAGGCGCUGGCCCUCUGAUUCUCAGCUGGGCCAACGAAAUCUGUACAGCAGAUACCGAGGAGCGAGCCUUGGUGAUUGUACUGGCCAAUGACCUCGCGUAUGUUGUACAAGCUGUUGCACCAAACUUUGUGUGGAAGACGACCGACUUUCCCGCUGCAAAGAAAGGGUAUCUGUGGAGCAUUAUUUUACAACUCCUGAGCAUUGUCGUUACUGCCUUUAUCCAAUGGCUCGUGGCACGAGACCAAAGAACUCGCAAAAGCUAA
Molecule: messenger RNA, 1479 nt
Organism: Aspergillus homomorphus CBS 101889
Lineage: Eukaryota; Fungi; Ascomycota; Eurotiomycetes; Eurotiales; Aspergillaceae
Product: putative MFS transporter Liz1/Seo1
Exons: 10
Coding region: 1-1479 (492 amino acids)
Biological process (GO): transmembrane transport
Cellular component (GO): membrane
Molecular function (GO): transmembrane transporter activity
Source: RefSeq, a predicted model, not a curated record